Cajanus cajan (pigeon pea) is the source of this 2607-nucleotide messenger RNA. Its product is annotated as cellulose synthase-like protein H1. Gene Ontology annotation, biological process: cellulose biosynthetic process. Gene Ontology annotation, molecular function: cellulose synthase (UDP-forming) activity. Gene Ontology annotation, cellular component: membrane. NCBI's taxonomy places the organism in Eukaryota, Viridiplantae, Streptophyta, Magnoliopsida, Fabales, Fabaceae. The record is from RefSeq and is a predicted model, not a curated record.
CACAUAUAUUCAUGCAAAGCAACUUUAAAGAAUUGUUCCUAUCGGAGAUGCUGUCAUAAUUGUCCACAAACGAGUCCAAUUCGGUUCACCUGCUCAACACCACAAUAUUUUUUUUUUGCCGUGCUCUUUUCAGUUCAGCAAAUUUAGUAUUUAAUAAUCACUACUUGGGAACCAUUAAUAAAAGUACAAGUGUUCUAGUCUUUUGCAAUUUGUCAAUGGCCAACCAUGAACAAGACCUUCCUCUCUAUGAAAAAGUUUGGCUAAAGCGCAGAUUUCAAAGAGUGUUAGACGCCUUCAUUUUACUCCUCCUCCUCUUGCUUCUCAGUUAUCGUCUUUUCUCAUCCAACACCUUCACUGCCCCAUGGUUCCUUGCUUUCAUAUGCGAAUCAUGGUUCACCUUCACUUGGAUAGUGAUUCUCAACGCCAAGUGGAGCCCUGCACUAACAGUAACCCACCCAGAAAGGCUCUUGCAAAGGGUACCUGAGCUUCCGCGAGUAGACUUGUUUGUGACAACAGCGGAUGCUAUACUUGAACCACCCAUCAUCACAGUCAACACUGUCUUGUCUUUGUUAGCACUUGAUUAUCCUUCUAACAAGCUAGCAUGCUAUGUCUCCGAUGAUGGAUGUUCACCUCUUACUUUCUAUGCACUUGUUGAAGCCUCCAAAUUCGCUAAGCUUUGGAUACCAUUCUGUAAGAAGUACAACAUACAAGUCAGAGCACCCUUCAGAUACUUCUCUCAGGUUGCCACUGAGACAAGUGAAGACUCACUUGAAUUCAAGCAAGAAUGGUUACUAAUGAAGGAUAUGUAUGAGAGUCUUAGCCACAAAAUUGAAGAGGUGACGCGCAAGACAAUUCCAUUCCAACUUGAUGGAGAAUUUGCAGUUUUCUCAAAUACUGACCGAAGAAAUCAUCCGAGCAUAAUUAAGGUUAUAAUAGAGAAUAAGGAUGGUGUUUUUGAUGGGAUGCCUCACUUAAUCUACAUAUCCAGAGAGAAGAGGCCACAAUAUCAUCCUAAUUACAAAGCCGGUGCUAUGAAUGUGUUGACAAGGGUUUCUGGGUUGAUGACCAAUGCUCCCUUUAUGCUGAACGUAGAUUGUGACAUGGUUGUGAAUAAUCCGAAGAUUGUUCUACACGCUAUGUGCAUUUUGAUGGAUUCUAAAUGUGGAAAAGAAGUUGCUUUCGUUCAGUGUUUCCAACAAUUCUAUGAUGGAAUAAAAGAUGACCCUUUCGGAAAUCAGUGGGUGACUGCAUUUGAGUACGUAAUACGUGGCACGGCAGGACUUCAAGGACCUUUCUAUGCGGGAACAAACACCUUCCAUAGAAGAAAUGCAAUUUAUGGUCUCUAUCCUCAUGAAAUUGAAAGCGAGAGAAAAGGAAAAUUAGAAUUGGAAGAAAAGAUAUUAAUACAACAGUUUGGAAGUUCAAAGGAGUUUGUCAAAUCAGCAGCUCAUGCUUUGGAAGGGAGUGCAUAUUCUGUUGACGAUAUAACUCCUUCCAACUUUACUGAGGCAGCAACACAAGUGGCUAAUUGUGGAUAUGAAUAUGGCACAUGCUGGGGUAAACAGAUGGGGUGGUUGUAUGGAUCAGUGGCAGAAGAUGUACCAACCGGGUUGAAUAUUCAAAGAAAAGGUUGGAGAUCAGAGGGUUGUACCCCUGAUCCAAUCGCCUUCACGGGAUGUGCUCCUGGAGGAUUACUCUCUACAAUGAUACAACAAAAAAGAUGGGCCUCGGGCCUCACUGUAGUCUUCUUUGGAAAACAUUCUCCAAUUAUGGGUAUGCUCUUUGGUAAGAUCCAAUUCAGGGCAGGCUUGUCUUAUUUUUGGCUUACCAACUGGGGCUUGCGUGGGGCCUUCCUUGUUUGCUAUGUUACACUACUUUCAUAUUGCAUCAUUACCAACACCAAUAUCUUUCCUAAGGGAUUUGGUCUUUGGAUUCCAAUUGCGCUUGUUGUAAUUUACAAUGUACAUACUCUUUUAGAGUACCUUAGAAUUGGGCUGUCAGUUCGGCAUUGGUGGAACAAUCAGAGAAUGACCAUAAUGACAACCACUACUGCAUGGUUUAUUGGAUUUUUGAGUGGUAUGCUUAAGUUAUUAGGGUUAUCUGAUACUGUCUUUGAAGUAACAGAGAAGGAACACCCAACUUGUGGUGCUGAUGGAGAUAGUGCAGAUGCUGGAAGGUUCACAUUCGAUGAGUCUCCAGUUUAUGUGGUAGGCACCACCAUUUUGGUGGUUCAUUUGACAGCAAUGUUUAUCAAGUUUUGGGAGUUGCAACGAACUUCUGGUGGAAAUGAGUGUGGACUAGGGGAAUUAAUCUUUAGCACGUAUCUGGUGGUGUGCUACUGGCCAUAUUUGAAAGGGUUGUUUGGCAGAGGAAAAUACGGAAUUUCCUUGUCUACCAUUUUCAAGUCAUCGGUGGUUGCAUUUAUCUUUGUGCACUUCUGCAGAAGUAACGUUAUCAGUUCUUGACUUUAAUUUUUCUUUGCAUUUUGUCCUUAUUUUGUGUUAGUGAUUAGUGAAUGGAGGGUGCUAAAAUUAAUUUGGAGGAUAACAUCAGUUUCGGUGGCUCCUGCCUUUAUUAAUUGAAAUAUGUUAGAAAAUAUUUGUUUCA